ACACACACACACACACACACACCUCCCUCCCUGCCCGUGCAUGCUGCUUCCUCUGGGCUUUUUUCUGUAGGCUGUGACCACAAGCCUGAAUUCCUUUCUGCUGCAGCUGAAAGCCAGCCAGCACAAUUGUCAAAGCAACUAAACAGGCCACAGGACCUCACCUGGUAGGAGGAAGACUAUCUCUGGCACUACACUAACCUGGGGCAGAUGAAGGCAUGGAAGGAAGAGGGGAGGAGAUGGAAGAAGGAAGAGGGACGUGACAGGGUAAAGUCAAAACAAUAUCGGGGAAUAGGAAUUUUUCUUGUAUAUUGCUAGAACAAAAUAGUGGAGGGAGAUCUACUGGAGGGAAAGAAGUCUACAUCUGCAUGGAGUCGAUAAACACUUCCCUAAGCUCAUCUACUCUGCUACAGAUAGAAAACAAGCCAAUCUAGUGGAGAGGAAGGGAAGGCAGGGAAUUCUGAUGCUCCCGAAAGACUGGCUCUACCCCCUCGACUCGGCUGCCGCUACAAUGUGAAUCCUGCUUCUCCAGGUCGGGACUGGAGUUUUAAAAUAAAAUGGAUGAUUUGACGUUACUUGAUCUCUUGGAGUGCCCCGUGUGCUUUGAAAAGCUCGAUGUCACAGCCAAAGUCCUCCCCUGCCAGCACACCUUCUGCAAACCAUGUCUACAGAGGAUUUUCAAGGCCCACAAGGAGCUGCGGUGCCCGGAAUGCAGGACCCUGGUAUUCUGCAGCAUCGAGGCUCUGCCAGCCAACCUGUUGCUGGUGCGUCUGCUGGAUGGUGUGCGCUCCGGGCAGAACUCCUGGAAACGGGGCUCCUUUCGCAGGCCUCGCAUACUGACCUUGCAGGACAGCAGGAAAAGCAAGACCAGCCCCAGAAGUCUACAGGCCAGCCCUUUCCGGCUGGUGCCCAGUGUUAGGAUCCACAUGGAUGGGGUGCCUCGAGCCAAGGCCUUGUGUAACUACAGAGGGAAGAAUCCUGGUGACCUGAAGUUUAAUAAAGGAGAUGUCAUCCUUCUCCGGAGACAGCUUGAUGAGAACUGGUACCAGGGAGAGAUCAAUGGGGUCAGUGGGAUCUUCCCUGCCAGCUCCGUGGAGGUCAUCAAGCAGCUGCCCCAGCCACCGCCGCUCUGCAGGGCCCUCUAUAACUUUGACCUUCGCGACAAGGAUAAGAGUGAGAACCAGGACUGCCUAACCUUCCUCAAGGAUGACAUUAUCACAGUAAUCAGCCGAGUGGAUGAGAACUGGGCAGAAGGGAAGCUAGGAGACAAAGUGGGCAUCUUCCCCAUCCUGUUUGUAGAGCCAAACCUUGCAGCAAGACACCUCCUAGAGAGGAACAAAGGGCAUCAGUUAUCACGCACGAAAAACCUGUCCCUGAUGUCCUCACCAUCCAAAGGCAAAGCAACCAACACAUCCACCCUCCGAAAGAGCCCUGGGUCCAGGAGGAAGGGGUCUGGGCAAUUCUCCAUCACAACAGCUUUGAACACACUCAACCGAAUGGUCCAUUCUCCUGAAGGCCACCAGAUGGUGGAAAUCAGCACCCCAGUGCUCAUCAGCUCUACCAGCCCCUCUGUGUUUACUCAGCAUGGGGACAAGGCAGACUUCCCUGCCAACUCUGCAGGACAGGUCAGCACGUCUCACCCUGCACCUGCCUCCCCAGGACAUUCCACAGCCAUGGUCAGUGUGCCCAGCUCACAGCAACACCUCUCAGCUAACAUGUUUGUAGCUCUGCACUCCUACUCAGCCCACGGACCCAAUGAGCUGGACCUGCAGAAGGGAGAAGGCAUCAAGGUGCUGGGGAAAUACCAAGAUGGCUGGCUGAAGGGUCUCUCUUUAGUCACAGGGAGAGCUGGCAUCUUCCCAAGCGACUACGUCAUCCCGGUUUUCAGUUCAACAGCUAGAAAGACAUCUGGUUUUCCAGAUUCCCGGAGCCCCACUGUCUACACCACAUGGGCGUUACCCACCUCCUCUGUGUCCUCCCAGGGUAGCUUUCAGGAGGGUGAUCCCUGGCAAAGCAGACCCGUCAAAUCUGUCUUUGUGCCCACUGCCGUGGUUAACCCUCAAGGGAGUACACCUGGCCCAGGGACUUCGGGACAAGGGUCUCUUCGGAAAAGCAGGAGCAUCAUGAGAAAGAAUGGAUCCUUGCAGAGACCAGUCCAGUCAGGGAUCCCCACUUUCAUGUUGGGAUCCCUCAGGCACAGUCCCACCAUGAUGAUCGGGCCUCAGAAGUUCCAUUUCUACAAGCCACAGGGAAUGGCCUCUUCCCCUCCACCCAUGAUGGUGGAGAUGGGGUCUAAACCCAUUUCCACUGGGGAGCCUGCCCUGACCUGCAUCAGCAGAGGCAGCAAGACCAGGAUCCAUUCAGCAUCCAGUUCCUUCAUCAUGGAAGGCAAAGAAAUACCCAUCAAGAGUGAGCCACCAUCCAAGCCACCUGCGUCUGCCCCACCCUCCAUCCUAGUGAAACCAGAAAACUCAAAAAAUGGCAUCGAAAAGCAAGUCAAAACCGUGAGAUUUCAGAAUUACAGCCCUCCUCCCACCAAACAUUAUGCCUCCCACCCCACCUCUGGAAAGCACGAACAGCCAUCCACCUUGAAGGGGUCUCAGUCUGAAGCAAAACACACAGGAGCAGAGAUGACCAUCCUAUUUGCCCACCGAAGUGGCUGCCACUCUGGACAACAGACAGACCUUCGGAGAAAGUCAGCUUUUGGCAAGACCAUGCCCCCACUCUCCACCACUUCAGGCUCACAGACCAUUUUUACCAGUCAGUGAUUCUUUGGAUGGCUUUUCUUAGACACAAAAGAGGUGAAUAGCAUGUAAAUACAGUCUGCCUCCACUACAGGCAUCCUACUGUUCUUCCAAAGGAUUAGACUCCUUCAUCUCCAAGCUUAACCUGAAAAAAUGGAAAGGCAGAAACUCCUCCCUGGGUUGGUUGGCCUUCUCCAUACAUAUACCCCCAAUCCACCCCACCCCUGAGACAGGGUGUAGCCCUGACUGUCCUGGAACUCACUCUAUAGACCAAGCUGGCCUUGAACUCACAGAGAUCUGCCUGCCUCUGCCUCCCAAUUGCUGGAAUUAAAGGUGUAUGCCACCACCACCCAGCAUAUUUCUAAACUUACUGAUUUGAUAGAGUCAAGCCCACUGCUUAAGCCAAAGAAUGGGGACAGUGUCAAUGCCUGUGCCCUCUGCAUGCAGGGUUUGGCCUCUCAUCCUAUGUGCUCAAUGUAAAACAUCUCUGUAUCCUAGGACAGCCAGAGUAUGGCAGCAGUGACAUUUUUCUCAGGGACUCUUUGAUCCCAUUACCAUCCCCCUCUCUUUUCAUCACACUACAACAGCCUCUGCCAUCUUCUGAGGCUGUUGGUUUUCAUUCCAACGUCAAGCUCCAGCUGCAAAGGGAGAAAUGGGAGGCGAAGAUAUGGUAUGAGAUGGACAUUUUGAACAUUCGGAGAACCCACUAAAACUUAAGGGAGUUAACUUCCUGAGUUCGCUACAAACAAGGUCGUCGAGAAUACUGACUACCAAAUACCAAAAGAUUAUCAUGUGUUACGCUUCUUGGCCUGUUUCUUCCCAUAUAAUUCUAUACAGUAGAUAAGCAGGGAGCAUAGAGAGGCAGAUAAGGGACGUGGAUGAUAUUAUAGACUUUUCAUCCUUCCCCUCAAAGCUUGAAGGCAACCUUGAAUGCUCAGUGAGUUUAGAUCUAUAUUCUGCUUGCAUUCCAAUAUUUUUGUUCUCCUUAGCUCCUAAUCAUUUGGGCCAGAUGACUAUAAGACAAUAGGGGAAGGCAGGAAGGGGUGCUCUUGGGAAGAGAGCUGUUAUCAAAGGAAGUGGACAGAGAAGGCUUGAGAAGAAAAGGGAGAUCGGAGGAAUCAAGGAAUAAUCAUGCAUGCAACAAAUACGGAAGAAGGGAAGAAUGAACUUCUCCGGGAAGAAUAUAAAACAGGUGUGGUGGAAGCAGUGCUUACCCCACUGACAGAUGAGGAAAACAACGACAGAAUUAGCCAUGGAGAAAGGGUCAAAACAAAGUGACUCCACGUGGAUGGACUGGAGUGAGCAGGUCCAGCCAGGAAGGAGAGCAGCAAAUGCAGCUCUAAGAGUCGGGGUCACGUUCUAAGACAGCCCAUUAGUUCUCAUUAAAUGUAAUUGUUGUGACUUAACAUUCAUCACAUGCCUAUCACUGUGGACACUUAGAUGCAUAAAUGUCAUUUGCUUCUAAGACUGGGUGAUGCGUGAAAAAAAAAAAAAAAAAAAAAAAGCAGGU
Molecule: messenger RNA, 4251 nt
Organism: Cricetulus griseus (Chinese hamster)
Lineage: Eukaryota; Metazoa; Chordata; Mammalia; Rodentia; Cricetidae
Source: RefSeq, a predicted model, not a curated record